This is a messenger RNA of Notodromas monacha, 213 nucleotides long. The record is from the annotation of a GenBank genome assembly. NCBI's taxonomy places the organism in Eukaryota, Metazoa, Arthropoda, Ostracoda, Podocopida, Cyprididae.
AUGUCGGCGCCGGGCGCGGAUGCGGACGCAACUGACAGCGGACUCUUGUGUGAUAAUGGAGUGAUGUGCGAGCUGCAAGGAGCUCUGGUUGAAGAGUUGUAUUAUCCGUCUGUUUUUGGCAUCCCUGUAUCAGAGGUGGGAGGAGGAGCUCAUAAAGCUUCAUCUUUUGCAGAGGAGAAAAGAGAUCCUUUUGUGGUGACCUUGGCAAAAUAG